Molecule: messenger RNA, 1015 nt
Organism: Thalassophryne amazonica
Lineage: Eukaryota; Metazoa; Chordata; Actinopteri; Batrachoidiformes; Batrachoididae
Product: cyclin-dependent kinase 2-associated protein 1
Exons: 4
Coding region: 135-497 (120 amino acids)
Cellular component (GO): cytoplasm; nucleus
Source: RefSeq, a predicted model, not a curated record
GCGGCUCAGAAAAAGCCGAGUGGGUGUCAAUAUAAAGUGACGGCGCCAUAUUUGCCGGUGCCGCUGUUGUAAACAAAAAGUGAGAGACAGACGCUUCACUGAAUUUCGGGUCAUUUUUAUUUCUCUAAUUUACAAUGUCUUUGGGAAUGUCUUAUAAACCCAAUGUCCAUCAGCACAUUCCGGGAACUUCAGGGAACCAGGUUGGGAAUCUCCAGUCUCCCUCAGCAGCUAACCUGGCCACGUUGCAGUCCUACAGGCCCCUUCUGAGUGAUUAUGGGCCCCCGUCUCUGGGAUUCUCACAGGGUUCUACUGGAAGCCAAGUUCCUCAGAACAAAUAUGCAGAGCUGCUGGCCAUCAUCGAGGAGCUUGGAAAGGAGAUCAGGCCAACAUAUGCUGGAAGUAAGAGUGCAAUGGAGAGACUGAAAAGAGGAAUAAUUCAUGCCAGGGGGCUGGUGCGUGAAUGCUUGGCUGAGACGGAGAGGAAUGCAAGGUCCUAGCUAUGAAGAUACUUUCCUCCCUGCAAGAAGAAUGAAGUGUGUCUUAUGUAUAUAAAAAAAAAAAAAACUAGUAAUAAUAAUUUGCAUGGCAUUUCCUCUAAGAUGAGGAAGUAAAUGAGCUAAUGGAAGGGAGGGCAAACGUUUGAAAGUAAUACAGUGACACAAUUCAUGACUCCUGAGGAUUCUGGAGGAUAAUUUUAAUCAUAUGUGGAUUAAACAAGAGUAAUGUGUUUUAUGACCCAUUUUGGGAUCUUUGUUUUGACUUCAUAUUUAAAACAAAACAAACAUUGGUUUAUGCAUGCGAAAAGGCCCAUGGGUUAAUUGCACACACUGCAUGGCUUACACAGGGGGAAUAUGAGAACACUUUUGAUAGAAUUUGGUCCGUUUUUCACACCCCAACGACACACGUGACUGACUGAUGGGCAGAUUAAUGUUGAGGUUGGCUUUGGUAUAAAAAGGAAAAUGCUGUUACAUCUUUGUAUGUAUUUAUUACUCUGUGUAAUAAAUUGUAUUUUCAA